Molecule: messenger RNA, 10382 nt
Organism: Hippopotamus amphibius kiboko
Lineage: Eukaryota; Metazoa; Chordata; Mammalia; Artiodactyla; Hippopotamidae
Gene: MYLK
Product: myosin light chain kinase
Exons: 15
Coding region: 6562-8607 (681 amino acids)
Biological process (GO): protein phosphorylation; tonic smooth muscle contraction
Cellular component (GO): cleavage furrow; cytoplasm; stress fiber
Molecular function (GO): protein binding; ATP binding; myosin light chain kinase activity
Source: RefSeq, a predicted model, not a curated record
ACAGGAGCUUGUGGCAGAACGUUAAUGUUGACUUUGGGAAUGGUGAAGGGUUUGAUGUCUAUUUUUAGCUAGCUACCUAAAAAGGGAAAUGCCCCCGGAGCGGCAGAGAUCCAGGGACCUCCCUGCACCCAAGGCUGUUCACGCGACCUCCCGAAUUCCCUUUGGCUUUUAUCUCAGACCCUUUGAAGCUGUAAGACCCACCUUCAGGCUCUGUGAAUGUCUCCCAAAUGCUGGCUCUGAUCUUUUGGAGAUCACCAGAGAGAGGGACUCCUGUGUCUUCAGAUUGAGCAGUCUGGAAACUUCUGUGGGGUGCCGACCUCCUCCCUCCUUCCUCCUUCCUCCCAAGAGGAAGGUUCAUGAGGCCAGGACUAGGUGGGUGUGGGCAGGCUGGGGCAAAAGCAGAAGAUGGAUUACCUAGGCAACCACCCUUCCCAGCGCAGCCCCGUGUUUCCCAGGAGGCUUCUAAAUUCAGUGCUUUGAUUUGUGAUGUUUUUAUUGGGCUGCUUCACUUCUUCCAGCUUCAGUCUCCCGUCUGGGAUGGAAGGCCCAGUACCUGGCAGCUUUGAUCUAAUUGGUGGCAGAGCAAGGGGGCUUCUCCUUUUCAUGGAAAGUUGUGCAAAGAUUCAAGCCAACCAGCUUUAUCUCUGAGCAUCAGAGCCCAGGGAUGGGGUGGAGUGUUCUCAGGAAUUCCCAUGUUAACAGAGAUCCUUGGGGGGGGGGAGGAGCAUUCAUUCCUUUAGGAGCUGUUUUCUAGCCUGUGCUGGGUACUGAGUUAGGCACUGGGGGUGCAGAAGGUGAAGAGGAUGGGCCCCAUCCCUGUCCCCAGGGAGCUUGCUGGGGUACGUGCACUUUGGGGGCAGUUUUCUGCAAUUGCAACGCCUUGUGAUGACGGCUGAUUGAACUACCUUGGAGGGGCGUGGGACCCAACCUGGCAGCAGAGAUGGAUGAGCUGAGACCUGUCCAGGAAUGUGCAAGAGUCCGCAGAGAGUUGCCAACAAAAGCCUGGCAUUGCAGAAACUGAAAGGCCUUCAGUGUAGAGUACAGAGCCGUGCCCCCCAGGAGGUGGCACAGAGACCAGCGGCUUCCACACCCCAGGAAGGUCAGGAAUCUGUUUGUAGCAAGUCUCCUGCAUGAGCGUCAUGCACGCUCAAUUUUGAGAAGCACUGGCAUUGAGCAUAGCGGGCUGGGUGAGGGUGCUCCCCAAGAGUUACGAGGCUGGAGAUGAAAGCCAGAGACAGAGCUUCGAGGCCCUUGUCUGAGCAGUUGGACUUGAUCCUAAGAGGCAGUGAACAGCCACUGGAGAGCUUUACACAGGGAAGUGACAUCAGAUAUGCACUUGAGAAAGACCAGUUUGGCCACAGAGUGAUGGGUGUAUUAGGGUGGGGACAGGGGACCAGAGGUCUAGGAGGUGGUACAGUUAGGACUAGAAUGGUGACAGCAGGGGUGUGGAAAGUGGGCCCAAGGAGAUUAUUUCAUUGAUGGAAUUGAAAGAUGUCCGUUAGUGACUGGAUAUGGGCAGGGAGGGGACUUGGGAGAAAUGGGGACGAGCAGUAGCGUGGGGAAAAGGACGUGGGUUUGGUUUUGCAUGCGCUGGGUUUGCAGUAUGUGCCUGGGGAGACGGUGAUCAGGUAGUGGGAUGUAUGGGUGGACUCAGGAGAGAGGUCUGGGCUCCGGGGAAAAUGACCGCAGCAGAGAGAAGGAUAAAAAGAGGAACUCGGAGCCGUUUGGGGCGUUUGAGAGUUUGGGGAGCACUGCUGUACUAGGAGGGGUGCGCCGCCUGGCGCUGACUCUCUGGGGGAGGGACAGACGCAGUGGCAAGGAGAGGGAGGACGCUCUGCACGCCUUGCCUGACCCUGUGGCUGGCGUUCGCAAAGACGGUUGGAUUUUAUUUUCCUUCUGUGAUGCUCCUCUCUGACAAUGGCUAGUGCAGAAAGUUUGGGGCGUUGGAGAAGGGGGUGAGGGACAAAGGGCUGACAGCAAGAGUAAGAUAAUAAGAGGGGUGCGUCCAGAAGUUAGUGACCUGAGAAGUACUGAGAGUUUGAGCAUCUGGACCAGCAAGAGUUUUGCCUCUGCUGAGGACCUGAAUUGGGGAAGGCGCUCCAGGUGCAGCAUGAGUGACCUCGUGAAGGUAUAAAGCUGACCUGACCAACAGCGCGGGGACUAAACAGGUGAAGGAGAGCACAGAGCAGUCCUCUGGGGGUGUGUCUGGGGGAGAAAGGUGAAUGGGCGGCGUGGCUGGUGUUAGAGUGUGCACUUUAUGCUAUACCUUCUUUACAGCGUUGCUUAAUUCUUUACAGCAGAUUUUAUAUAUUCCUCCCACAUUCUUUGAAUGAGGACACUGAAACUGCAAGAGGUUUAAUAACAGGCUUCAAGUCACACAGCGUAGGGAGUGACACGGCCGUAUUCGAACCCCAGUCCAGGGCCAGAGCCUACGCCCACCGCAUUUCUGCAGAGGGACGGAGAAGGGUUUUGAGGACCUGUUUAGAGGAUGGGGCAGGGUGUUGGCUGGAGUAGAGGCAACAGGAGGAAAGCAGCCGUACCCUGGGCAGCAGGAGGCUUAAGUCCUGUUUCUAACUCGGCCACGUGUUUUAUAAACCCAGCAAGUCAUCUGCCUUUUAUUCAAAUCCAUCUCCUUUUUCACAAAAUGGAAACAAUGUGAAGCGCCCUGCUUGUGUUUGGUUGGGGUAAGAACCCAAUGAGAAAAAGGACGAUGACAUCAUGGGCUAGAAACUCAACUUGCUGAGUCCAGCUCUCGACAAGGAACCCGGUUUAAAAUCCAUGACUUAUGUUCUCCUAAGCCCAGAACACGGUGAAUGGAUUUCAGCAGAUGCUCCUAUAAAAUAUAUAUAGAAUAGGACACAGAACAUUGUUAACAUUUCAAAUAGUUGUUACUGAUAGGAACCAAACCAGUUCCAGAUGCUAACCAAUUCCAACAGGAAAUGCCCCAAAUGUACAGAACAACAGUAAAACUUUGGCCUUCUGUCUUAUUUAACUAUGACACAGAAAGACAUACCGGUUCAGGCUCUAAUUCCGGCCAUGUAGGUUUACCCAGAGCCCCCAAGAGCAGGGCAGGGUGGGACUUCGGACUCAUCCGCUUUCACUCAGUGCCUUCUCUUGCCUCAUGAUCAGCCCUCCUCCCAGCCCCCAGGGCUCAUCCACACCUGCGUUCGUGUGGUUGGGCUGCCGUAUGUAGCAACGCACCGCAGACGCGGCAGCCUGCACGUCGGAAAUGUGUUGUCUCCCGGUUCUGGAGGCUGGAAUCCCAGAUCAGGUGUCCUCAGCAGGUUUGGUUUCUCCCGAGGCCUCUCGCCUUGGCCUGCAGGGGGCGGCCUUCUCGCCGUGUCCUCGCACGGCCCUUCCUCUGUGCACACGCAUCCCUCGUGUCUCUCCGUGUGCUCAAAUUUCCUCCUCGUACAAGGGUACCGGUUGGUUUGGAUGAGGGCCCACCCUACAAGCCUCCUUUUAAUUUAAUCACCUGUUUAAAGUCCCUGUGUUCCGAGGUACUGGGGGUGAGGACCUCAACGUAUGGCGUGGGGGGUGGGGACACAACUCAGCCCAUGGCAGCCUCCACACAGCUCCUCUGAAGAGGAGGCUCUCCCUCUCCCCGGAGGUCAGUCCUGGUUCUGGUGGAGGCGCUCUUUCCUUCCCUCGAGGGCUGCUCUCCUCCAGCUGUGCCCUCUCCCUUCCCUGCUGCGCCGGGUGCAGAGGGGCAGGGACCUCCCACCCGGUCCCCACUCCCGAGGCUCCUGGCUUUCCCACGCUCUUCCCUGCGGGCAUCCCUGGGCUCUCCCUCUCCACCUAGUGCUCGCCUUCUGCUUUCACACCUGUGCUCUUCUCUCUCACCUUGGAAGAAACCUUGUCAUUUCCUCUUCUGUCGCCCUGCUUCUCCUUGUCCCUUUCACCUCCGGAAAGCUUGGUGGAUUAGUUGACUCCCCACCUGUUUCCUUGAAAAUCUCCUCUAGAGCAACAUCUGACCCCAUGUCCUGCCCUCUCAAACACCACCCAUCACCUGGCUGGUCAUAUCUUCCCAGCGCCCAUCCUCCUCCUCCCUGAGUUUCAGGGACAGUCCUUCCACAGCCCCUCUCCUUCAUCCCAGCUCCUCACUGUGGGCAUCACCUCCAAUCAGACCCUGGCCCUUUCUCAUCUUUCACUGCACUCUUUUCCCGAAAAGAACUGACCCAUCCUCACAGUUUCCAUUAAUAAUUGCAUGUUUGAUCCUGAAAUCUUUCUCGUUCAGCUUCUACCAACUAUCUCUAGAUCCUGGACUUCUAGCCUAUAUACAGACUAAACUCUUUCAUCAACCCCAUGCUCUUGAACCAAGCCAAAUUCCUCAUCUUCCACUCCUAGAUUCCAUGUUCCAUCGAUAAAAAUUUUCCCAUUUAUUCAAGCAAGACAUUCUUGAGGAAUCUUUAUCCCUCCUUCUUGUUUAGCCCCUAAAUUCUUUUAACGUUUCUUCCAUCUCUUAUUUGUAUUUUCUUUCCUGCUGCCUUUGCCAAGGCUGGACCUUGAUCAGCUUCUUCCAAGAGAAUGGCAGUAGCCUCCUAACUGGGUAUUCUUGUGCCCUGGAAUUGGAAAGACCUCCAGGGGUCCUCCAGCCCAGCUGGACUGCUGUUUGUGUCCGGACUCCCUGUUACUCCGGACAAAGACCUAACUCUCAAAUUCAUUCCAGACCAGCACUGUCCAAUAGAACUUUCUGUGAUGAUGGCAGUGUUCUCUGUCUGCACAGUGUGGAAGCCCCCUAACCACGUACGGCCGUGAGCACUUGAAAUGUGACUAAUGUGACUAAGGAACUGAAUUUUUUAUUUCCUUUGAAUUGUCACACCAUCUUCAUGCACUGCUCUCUGAAACCAGCCCUGUGCUCCAGCCAACCCUCCACCAAACAUCACGCUGACGCUCGACUCUGAGUCACUCUGUUCCUGAUCAGCGGGGCUCUUCUCUCCAGGUCACAUCAUCUCGAGUCCUCACGUCCACCCUUGUCCCACCUCCCGGCCAUCCCCUCAACAGACACUGCUUUCUCUUUCUUCCUCAUGUGAACAGUUACAUCAUCUUGCCUGGAUAAAACGUUGUUUAGCUUUCUGUUUAGCUUUUAUUUUGAAAUAAUUUCAGAACUAUGGUUAAGUUGCAAAAAUAGUACAAAUAUUUCUUGUAUACCCUUCACUCACAUUCUUCAGAUAUUAAUAUUUUACCAUGCUUGCUUUAUCACAUAUUCUCUCUCCUUCUCUUCCUCUAUUUUGCAACCUCUCUUUCCUUCUACCUCUUCACAAACACAUAUACAUACAUACACAUUAUUUUUUAUGAGCAGUUUGAAAGUAAGUUGCACACAUGGUAUCCUUUACACCUCAAUACUUCAGAAUCUAUUUCCUAAAAAUAAGGACUAUCUCUUAUAAAACCACAGCUAUUUGAUACAGUGUGGUUAGGGGAGAUCUCACUGAUUAAGCAACUUUCUCAUUUUUUAUAUUAUAAUUUACAUGCAGUAAAAUUCACCCAUUCGAUUGCACAGUUCUUGACAAAUGUGUAUAGUUCCGUAACCACCACCAUGGCCAAGAUAUGGUUCUAUACCUUAAAAUAUGUCCUUGUGCCCCUUAGUAGUAAACCCCUGCCCCCCCCCCCCACUUUUCUCUGUCCCUAUAGUUUUGCCUUUUCUAAAAUGUCCUAUAAGUAGAAUUGCACAGCACAUAGCCUUUGAGCCUGGCUUCUCUUAGCAAAGAGAAAGGUGAAUCAUUGAGAUGCAGUCAUGUUGUGUGUGUUAGGAGUUUGUUCCUUUCUAUUGAUGAGUGGUAUUUCCUUAUGAGUGUACCACAGUUCAUGCAUUCUCCAGCUGAAGGACAUCCGGGGAACUUCUAGUUUUUGGCAGUCACAACUAAACCCACUACAGACAUUCAUAUACAGGUAUUUGUUUGCAGGUAGGUUUUAUUUCACUUGGAUAAGCAUGUUAGAUGACUGUUGAACCAAGACCUGAAGGAAAUAUGAAAAUAAGCCAUGAUGUUAGCUAAGGAUAUUUUUGCAUAUUCACCAUAUCGCUGUUCAGACAAAUGAAUAGGUUUGUGCUGCAAAACUGCUCUGUCUGGGUCAUUUUUCUCAUGUGAGUUAUUUGGAGCACGUAGGGGGAAGAAUACAGACCACUGGUUGGUGCGUUCAUUUGUUCAUUCACUCAUUGAUCCAUUCGAGAAACAUUAAAGGAAAUAAAAGCCAUCAGUGUGCAGUCUGUGACCCAAAGGAAGCCUGAGACCCUUGGAUCCGCACCAAGGGCUAAAUUUACUCGGUUUAUCUGACAUAAUUUCCCUUAUGGGUUUCCUGAAAGUUAGGGUAAGUAGGGAGUUUGGGGUUAUCAUCAUUGAAACGGACAAUGGAGGACGCUUACGCAUUUUUGAGAGUUUUUAUCUCCACGGAGGCUCCAGGGACCCCUCCAGAGACCCCGCUGAGAAGUGAUAUUCGUUCGCCCGUGAGGGUGUCCACGUGAGACUGCAAGGUCUCCAGAAAGACACGUGCAAGGGAAGCCUCUGUCUGGGUGAUGCAACUGUGAAAAAGAAACCUGCCCCCAAGACACCUCCGAAGGCAGCCAUGCCCCCUCAGAUCAUCCAGUUUCCUGAGGACCAAAAGGUGCGAGCAGGAGAGCCUGUGGAGCUGUUUGGUAAAGUGGCCGGCACCCAGCCCAUCACCUGCACCUGGAUGAAGUUCCGAAAGCAGAUCCAGGAGAGUGAGCACAUCAAGGUGGAGAACAGCGAGAGCGGCAGCAAGCUCACCAUCCGGGCUGCACGCCAGGAGCACUGUGGCUGCUACACUCUGCUGGUGGAGAACAGGCUGGGCAGCAGGCAGGCCCAGGUCAACCUCACCGUCGUGGACAAGCCGGACCCCCCGGCCGGCACGCCUUGUGCCUCUGACAUCCGCAGCUCCUCGCUGACCCUGUCCUGGUACGGCUCCUCGUACGAUGGGGGCAGCGCUGUACAGUCCUACAGCGUCGAGAUCUGGGACUCGGUGGACAAGACGUGGAAGGAACUAGCCACAUGCCGCAGCACCUCAUUUAAUGUCCAGGACCUGCUUGCUGACCGAGAGUAUAAAUUCCGUGUGCGCGCAAUCAACGUCUAUGGAACCAGUGAGCCGAGCCAGGAGUCUGAACUCACAGCGGUGGGAGAGAAACCUGAGGAGCCGAAGGACGAAGUGGAGGUGUCAGACGACGAUGAGAAGGAGCCCGAGGUCGAUUACCGCACCGUCACGGUCAACACCGAACAGAAAGUGUCAGACUUCUACGACAUCGAAGAGAGACUAGGAUCUGGGAAAUUUGGACAGGUCUUUCGACUUGUAGAAAAGAAAACUGGAAAAAUCUGGGCAGGGAAAUUCUUCAAGGCAUAUUCGGCAAAAGAGAAGGAGAACAUCCGGCAGGAGAUCAGCAUCAUGAACUGCCUCCACCACCCCAAGCUGGUCCAGUGUGUGGACGCCUUCGAAGAGAAGGCCAACAUCGUCAUGGUCCUGGAAAUCGUGUCCGGGGGUGAGCUGUUCGAGCGCAUCAUCGACGAGGACUUCGAGCUGACGGAGCGGGAGUGCAUCAAGUACAUGCGGCAGAUCUCGGAGGGCGUGGAGUACAUCCACAAGCAGGGCAUCGUGCACCUGGACCUCAAGCCCGAGAACAUCAUGUGUGUCAACAAGACAGGCACCAGGAUCAAGCUCAUCGACUUCGGUCUGGCCAGGAGGUUGGAGAACGCGGGGUCUCUGAAGGUCCUCUUCGGCACCCCGGAGUUCGUCGCACCUGAAGUGAUCAACUACGAGCCCAUUGGCUACGCCACAGACAUGUGGAGCAUCGGGGUUAUCUGCUACAUCCUGGUCAGUGGACUGUCCCCCUUCAUGGGUGACAGCGAUAACGAAACCUUAGCCAAUGUUACCUCGGCCACCUGGGACUUCGACGACGAGGCCUUCGAUGAGAUCUCCGAUGACGCCAAGGAUUUUAUCAGCAACUUGCUGAAGAAAGAUAUGAAAAACCGAUUGGACUGUACCCAGUGCCUUCAGCAUCCAUGGCUGAUGAAAGACACCAAGAACAUGGAGGCCAAGAAGCUCUCCAAGGACCGGAUGAAGAAGUACAUGGCAAGAAGGAAAUGGCAGAAAACGGGCAAUGCUGUGAGAGCCAUUGGAAGACUGUCCUCUAUGGCAAUGAUCUCAGGGCUCAGUGGCAGGAAAUCUUCAUCAGGGUCACCAACCAGCCCACUCAAUGCAGAAAAACUAGAAUCUGAAGAAGAUGUCUCCCAAGCUUUCCUUGAGGCUGUCGCUGAGGAAAAGCCCCAUGUGAAACCCUACUUUUCUAAGACCAUUCGUGAUUUAGAAGUUGUGGAGGGAAGUGCUGCUAGAUUUGACUGCAAGAUUGAAGGAUACCCAGACCCUGAGGUCGUCUGGUUCAAAGAUGACCAGUCAAUCAGGGAGUCCCGCCACUUCCAGAUAGACUACGAUGAGGAUGGGAACUGCUCUUUAAUCAUUAGCGACGUUUGCGGGGAUGAUGAUGCCAAGUACACCUGCAAAGCGGUCAACAGUCUUGGAGAAGCCACCUGCACAGCAGAGCUCAUUGUGGAAACCAUGGAGGAAGGAGAAGGAGAAGGGGAAGAAGAAGAGGAGGAAGAGUGAAACACAGCCAGAGAGAAGCAGUUUCUAAGUCAUAUUACCAAGACUAUUUCUCUAAAGCUCCAAAAACCCAAGAUAGUAAAAGCACCUAGUGUGAUAGGUUAUUUAGUUAGGUCAUUUGGGGGUUGAUUCUUCAGCAACAGUGGUUGGUACCCAGCAGCGUUACUGAUGGGCAUUAAUUUAACUUAGCUGGCACCUUAAGAUACUAGAUUUCAUUUUGGAAAAUCACCAGUAACUUUCCUGACCAAUUGAUUUUAGAGAAAAAGCAACCAAAAGGAAGCUUUAUCUGGGCAAAAUCAUAAAUUCCCCAGCUGAAAGCACUCAUGAAAAAUAAGGCCCUGUGGUCACAGCCCUGCCCAGAGGGUUUGGAGAUGGGGUCUCCUCCCAGCUCCCCCUCCAAAGAACCAGGUCUUCUCCAGUCCUGUAGCACUUCAUUCUGCAGGCAGUUGAGCCAUUUUAACUUGUGAGGCACACUGUUUCCAAAGUACAGUAUAGACAUUUGAACCUUUCACAUCCAUCCCUUGUGCCACCUGCCAGUUUUUCUGGAUCUGGACUUGCCACGAGUUUAAGCAUUAGGAACAUGACACGUCUUAGAUUCUGAAGACAUGUCUCCUGCUCAUGGAUGACUGGCUUCCUUAGGAAAAUAGAAUCUCCUUUCUUCCAAAAUCAGUAGGAAAUCUAAACCUAUCCCCUCUUUGAAGAUGUCUAGCCGCUUCAGACAUUUUUAUAAGAACCCAUGGAAAAAAAUCCUUGUUAAUGUGCUUUUUUUCUGAAACCAGGAUUCAUAUUUGUGCUGUGCUGUUUUAGAAUAUCAGCUCUGCAUGUGUGGUAAAGAUUUUUGUGUUUGAAUGUAUGAAAAAAACAGUUUGCUGAAAAGUUAGUCUUAUUUAUUGGCCACUAUGAAACAGAUUUCAGCUGUAGAACUCCACAUACUUUGGAAUCUCAUUCAGGAUAGUCUGAGUUUAAUAUACCGUCAUUUUUAAACACGAUCCAGAGAACUCUGCCUGCCUUAUGGAUUCCACGAGGUUUUUCUUCUUGAACGUGCAUCAGUCAUGCCUUGCCCCAAACCUUGAAAUCUAGUCUUAACCUGAUAAAUGCACUCAGACUUGCAUCUUUAGGGAUUUUUUAACUUUCUUUCACUACAUUGGCACUUAAAUUUUUCUUUAUAAAACUUUUCGAAGGUCAUAAACAAAGACCAUAAACUGAUAUGCCUAAUACAUUUCCUCUGUGUGUGUGUAACAUUCCAAAUACUUUUUUCUUUUCCACUGUUUGUAAAGUGCAGCAGUUUAAUAUUUCAAGGGACUUACUGAGAGUUCCUUAAGAACCAAUUUUAAAUUACUUCAGUGCAAUCCUACACAAUAUCAACAUUAGGAUUUUGAUGUUACUUAGUCUUAUGUUCUCUUCCAUUCUAUUUUUAUCUGCUUCUUGCUGCUAGUUUCAAAUUGCCAGUAUUUUUCUUUUUGCUUUUUAAGCAGUUAUAGUAUUUUUCAUAUAGCCACAGUAUUGCCACAGUCUAUUAUAAUAAAGCGUUUUAAAUUUGAUUUAGAGCAUUCAAAGCUUUUCUUCAUCACUUUUAAUUGUUUAGACUAUAAUCUUUGUGUGCGUGUAUGUUGUAUAUGUGCGCGCAUGUGUGGUGUGUAUGUUUGUUUACAGGUUUUUUGAUGCCUUCUUGAAGUUGUGUUAAUGUUCUCCCAGUUUAUUAUGCCAUCAGAAUGGUAAAUGAGAACACUACAACUGUAGUUAGCUCACAAUUUUUAAAUAAAGGCUACCACAGUGCA